AUGCAUGUUACGGUCAUCCCAUUAAGACGAAAAGAUGAGGAUAAAGAAAACAUUUUCAAACUUACAGCACAAUCUGACUGUUAUGUGCUGAAAACUUUACGUAAUCAGUCGGUGAUUGCUCAGAACGAAGAAAAUGGCUUGUAUUAUCUUGGUGUUGUCAAGAGUUGCUGUACUAAAAACCAUGUUACUGUACAAUUUACAGCAACUGGUACAGAGCAUGUUAUACCAUCAUGUUUUAUCAUUCCCAUCAGUGGUGCUAUAGCUGUUCCAACUCUUAAGGUGAGAGACUGUGUUUUGGAGCGAGUGUUCAGCUAUGGAUUAGAGACUGACUGUUAUGUUCCAGGCAUCGUUAAAUACACUUCCUACCCCACAGAACACCCAACUGUGUACACUGUUAUUUUGUACAACAAACAAAAGAUAAGAACAACAAGAAGAAAUCUGGUCAAGAUAAGUCCGAUAACAUACGACCUCACUGUGAAACACAUUCGGCUACAUCAGAGUGGCAGUGAUGUUAGAUACAGGUAUCUGAAUUCCAAAGCUCUAAGUGAAGAGGUGGAACAGGAAAAUACAGAACAUGAAGACCCUAAAGAAAAACAGCCCGCCAUAAACAAGUUGGCAAAGAAACAUGGAAAACCAAAACGAGCUGCAAAGAGAAUUAAACAAAAAAGAGGUCGUAGAAAACGAGUGGCGACACAAAAGUGAAGAAGAAGAACAUACCACUGGAUAAGAGUAAAUACGUGUACUUCUGGCUUGGAGAAUCCUAUUAUAAUUUACCUGUGGCCUACUACAUAAAAAAGAAUGGAUAGAUAAGAUAUGCGACAGUGGUUACCUUUUUGAAGAAAAAAAAGGCAUAUUCUCAACAUACAUGUACCUCUAUCUGAAUUAGAGAACUUAAUUCUAUGAUAACAAUCAAGACCUGACAUACAUGUACAUACCCUAGUGCCUGUUCCAAACCAGAUGAAAACACUUCCUAUUUGACUUGUGAUUAAUCGACACUGAUUAAACAAUGUGCUAUUGAAUAUGCCUUCCUCUGAUUUUCACUGAUUAAACAAUGUGCUAUUGAAUAUGCCUUCCUCUGAUUUUCACUGAUUAAACAAUGUGCUAUUGAA
Messenger RNA from Gigantopelta aegis, 1109 nucleotides. RefSeq names its product von Willebrand factor A domain-containing protein 3B-like. Lineage: Eukaryota; Metazoa; Mollusca; Gastropoda; Neomphalida; Peltospiridae. The coding region runs from base 1 to 702 and encodes 233 amino acids. The record is from RefSeq and is a predicted model, not a curated record. The transcript is spliced from 9 exons.